AUGUUGUGUGACCAACGAAAUGAACAUCCAGCUAUCCCACAGCUAUUCCACAGCUAUCCCACAGCUAUACUAAAGCUAUCCCACAGCUAUCCCACAGCUAUCCCACAGCUAUACUACAGCUAUCCCACAGCUAUACCACAGCUAUGCUACAGCUAUACCACAGCUGUCCCACAGAUGUUAGAAGUUUGGGCUGCAGAAGUUAGGGCUACAGAAGUUAGGGCUACAGACGUUAGGGCGACAGAAGUUAGGGCUACAGAAGUUUGGGCUACAGAAGUUAGGGCUACAGAAGUUAGGGCUACAGAAGUUAGGGCGACAGAAGUUAGGGCUACAGACGUUAGGGCAAAAGAAAUUAGGGCUACAGAAAUUGGGGCUACAGAAGUUAGGGCUACAGAAGUUAGGGCUACAGAAGUUAGGGCUACAGAAAUUGGGGCUACAGAAGUUAGGGCUACAGAAGUUAGGGCGAUAGAAGUUAGGGCUACAGAAGUUAGGGCUACAGAAGUUAGGGCGACAGAAGUUGGGGCUACAGAAGUUAGGGCGACAGAAGUUAGGGCUACAGAAGUUAGGGCGACAGAAGUUGGGGCUACAGAAAUUGGGGCGACAGAAGUUAGGGCUACAGAAGUUGGGGCUACAGAAAUUGGGGCUACAGAAGUUAGGGCGACAGAAGUUAGGGCUACAGAAGUUAGGGCGACAGAAGUUAGGGCUACAGAAGUUAGGGUGACAGAAGUUGGGGCUACAGAAGUUAGGGCGACAUAA
Molecule: messenger RNA, 753 nt
Organism: Biomphalaria glabrata
Lineage: Eukaryota; Metazoa; Mollusca; Gastropoda; Planorbidae
Exons: 2
Coding region: 1-753 (250 amino acids)
Biological process (GO): leukocyte tethering or rolling; hemopoiesis
Cellular component (GO): plasma membrane
Source: RefSeq, a predicted model, not a curated record